CUGGCUGGGCAAGGGGCACUUGGUAGACCUGCCCUCAAAGCCCCUUUACUUGCUCUAGAAGUGGCUAGGGAUUUGUGAUGCUUCGGACCUGUCGUGUGCUCUGUUCCCAAGCUGGACCCUCCCCUGGGGGCUGGAAGCCCUUGAAUUUUGAUGGAGGGGCUUUUCACCUCAAAGGCACAGGAGAACUGACCCGAGCUUUGCUGGUGCUGCGGCUGUGUGCCUGGCCCCCUCUGGUCACACAUGGCCUGGCGCUUCAGGCCUGGUCUCGGCGACUCCUGGGCUCCCGGCUCUCGGAUGCCUUUCUCCGAGCGUCUAUCUACGGGCAGUUUGUGGCUGGUGAGACAGCAGACGAGGUGAAGGGCUGUGUCCAACAGCUCCAGGCCCUAGGCCUCCGGCCUCUGCUGGCAGUACCCACUGAAGAGGAGCCAGACUCAGCUGUCAAGACGGGUGAGGCCUGGUAUGAAGGGAACUUCAGUGCUAUGCUUCGGUGUGUGGACCUGUCACGUGGCCUCCUGGAGACCCCUGGCCCGACUGGGAACAUCCUCAUGCAGCUGAAGGUGACGGCGCUGACCAGCGCUCGGCUCUGUAAGGAGCUAACCUCCUACAUCAGAAAACCAGGGGCUUCCUUGGAGCUGAGCCCCGAGAGGCUGGCAGAAGCCAUGGACUCUGGGCAGGAUCUCCAGGUCUCCUGCCUCAGCGCAGAGCAGAACCAGCAUCUCCAGGCCUCUCUGAGCCGCCUGCACCGGGUGGUCCAGCACGCCCGGGCCCAGCACGUGAGGCUCCUGGUGGACGCUGAGUACACCUUCCUGAACCCGGCUCUCUCUCUGCUUGUGGAUGCCCUGGCCAGGCGCUGGAACAGCCCUGGGGAAGGCGGGCCCUGGGUGUGGAACACUUACCAGGCCUAUCUGAAGGACACACACGAGCGGCUGAGGCAGGCCGUGGAGGCCGCUGACAGGUCUGGCCUGGCCUUCGGAGUCAAGUUGGUACGAGGGGCAUAUCUGGACAAGGAGAGACAGGUGGCUCGGCACCAAGGGACAGAAGACCCCACUCAGCCAGACUAUGAGGCUACCAGUCGGAGUUACAGCCGCUGUCUGGAACUGAUGCUGACCCAUGUGUCCCACCGUGGCCCCAUGUGCCACCUCAUGGUGGCUUCCCACAAUGAAGAAUCUGUUCGCCAGGCAACCAAGCGCAUGUGGGAGCUGGGCAUUCCUCUGGACGGGCCUGUCUGUUUUGGACAACUUCUAGGGAUGUGUGACCACGUCUCCUUGGCACUGGGGCUGUGGGGGCGUCUCUCAGAGGAGGGGGAUGCUGCGCAAGCGCAAGCCACCGAAGCGCAUGCGCCCCAGGUUCCAGCUCCGCGGUGCCUGGGUCACGUGGUAAGCACUGCUGGAGCGCAACGGUAGGUGCAAAGAGCUGUGGGCUGGAGCCUAGACUCCAGAAUCUUCCUAGAGCUUCCUGGGCCCUCAGACUAGACCCCACUGCCAGACCUCGGCCUUCCCUCAUACUCCUCCCUCCUUCCCACGCCUGGUGGCCCGCAGAACCUACCCGUUUUCAGACUCCGGCUCCCAGCCCACAGACAUAGCCCUCAGGUCCCCUUCCUCAGUCCCCUCCCAUAGCCCACAGACCCUACCCCAGCACCCAGAGGCUUCCCUCAACCUCAGUCCGUGUCCACAACCCUCAGACCCUCUCCCAGCCCGCAGAGCCUGCCUCAGCGCCUUAGCCCCUGCCCUGACUGCCCUCCCUUCCACCCCCUCCUGUAGCUUGGAGACCCUACCCCUUCUCAGGCCAAGCCCUCAGGCCCCUCUUCACCAGACCCUUUUCCUAAACCAUUAGUGUCCUUUCCAGAGCUCAGGUCCUGUCCCUGGAGCCCUUACACCCCCUCCCCCAGAGAGAAUGCCCAGCCCCCAGACUCCCUUAGACCCCAGACCUGCCGGUCUGGUCGUUAGCUCUCCCUGUCCGACCACUUUCCCCAUUCAAACACCUAACAGCAAAGCAGACUCCUCCUGAGUCUCCUCUC
This is a messenger RNA of Neogale vison (American mink), 2017 nucleotides long. It is a transcript of the gene PRODH2, whose product is annotated as proline dehydrogenase 2. Gene Ontology annotation, molecular function: FAD binding; proline dehydrogenase activity. The record is from RefSeq and is a predicted model, not a curated record. Gene Ontology annotation, cellular component: mitochondrion. The transcript is spliced from 10 exons. Bases 78 to 1403 code for a protein of 441 amino acids. Lineage: Eukaryota; Metazoa; Chordata; Mammalia; Carnivora; Mustelidae.